Protobothrops mucrosquamatus (brown spotted pit viper) is the source of this 1304-nucleotide messenger RNA. Its product is annotated as FH1/FH2 domain-containing protein 3. The record is from RefSeq and is a predicted model, not a curated record. The annotation marks the transcript as partial. Gene Ontology annotation, cellular component: cytoskeleton; cytoplasm. NCBI's taxonomy places the organism in Eukaryota, Metazoa, Chordata, Lepidosauria, Squamata, Viperidae. Gene Ontology annotation, molecular function: actin filament binding. The transcript has 9 exons. Gene Ontology annotation, biological process: cortical actin cytoskeleton organization; actin filament network formation; cardiac myofibril assembly.
UUGUACAACUCAAAUGGACGUGAGUUAAGGCGGGCCCUCUUCUCCUUGAAACAGAUAUUUCAAGAUGACAAAGAUUUGGUUCAUGAAUUUGUUGUAGCAGAAGGCCUGACUUGUUUAAUAAAAGUGGGAGCUGAGGCAGACCAGAACUACCAGAAUUACAUCUUGAGAGCGCUGGGACAAAUUAUGCUGUAUGUUGAUGGAAUGAAUGGAGUAAUAAAUCACAGUGAAACCAUCCAGUGGUUGUACAUGCUAAUAGGGUCUAAGUUUCGCCUGGUUGUAAAGACAGCGCUAAAAUUGCUCCUUGUUUUCGUGGAGUAUACUGAAUCCAAUUCAUCUCUUCUUAUUGAAGCAGUAGCUACUGUGGAUGCAAAAAGGGAUCUCAAGCCAUGGUCCAGUGUCAUUGAGAUUUUGGAAGAAAAGGAUGGACUUGAUACAGAAUUACUAGUUUAUGCAAUGACUUUAAUAAAUAAGACACUAUCUGGUUUGCCAGAUCAAGAUUCUUUCUAUGAUGUUAUUGACUGUCUAGAAGAGCUUGGGAUGGAAAUUAUUUCCCAGAAGCAUCUGAACAAGAAAGGAUUAGAUUUGGACUUAGUAGAGCAAUUCAACAUUUAUGAGAUGGUAUUGAGACAUGAAGAUGAUGAUAGUGGAGAACCUCUUCUUAUUGCCUGCAAAGACAGAAGAAGGGCCAGUCUUGGUUCCAGUGAACGAAGAGGGCUGGAACGUAGGAAGAGCAGGAGGCAUUCCAUUCAGAGUGUCAAGAAUACUUUAUCAGCCCCUGCUAGCCCCUGCACUCAUUCAAGCCCUAAUUUCAUGUGUGGCCAUAGACAGAGCACUGAAGAAUAUAGUAAGAAAGAGAAUGCUUAUGACAAGGAGGAAGAACAGCCAGUCAUUGAGCCCGCUACAGAGAAUGAGAGGGAGGAAGAGGCUACUAGGCAGAUCAAUGCCAGUGGGUUCUCAGAAAUACAGAAGGUUAAAUAUGGUCCACAGAAUUAUGAUACUUCAGUCAUCUCAAGUGUUAUUUCUCAGGAUGAAAGGCCUCCCAGGAAUUGUAGAACAAAUAUUUCCAGGAGCUCAUCAUCCCUUAAUUCAGUUGCUUUGCAUCCUUUUUCUCAUCAUUCAUCACUCUCCUCAUCUGUCUUCAAAAUUACUUCCCAAAAUUCAUCAUGUGUUACUUCAAAGGCAUCUCCAAAUACUGAGAAAUUACCUUAUGUACCAUAUAGCCCCUUUCACCUCUUUUCUUAUGACGUUGAAGACCCUCAAACAGCAAUGAAAGAAAAGGAAGCAGAAGAGUUCAGAGAAAACAG